This is a messenger RNA of Sporothrix schenckii 1099-18, 2307 nucleotides long. RefSeq lists its product as uncharacterized. The record is from RefSeq and is a predicted model, not a curated record. Bases 1 to 2307 code for a protein of 768 amino acids. The transcript has 2 exons. Lineage: Eukaryota; Fungi; Ascomycota; Sordariomycetes; Ophiostomatales; Ophiostomataceae.
AUGGACUCGCUUCACCUAGUGCCCGAAGACGGUGAUGCACAUCAAAUCCCGUUGCAACUUCAGGUUCUCAGCCAAGCCAAUCUGCAACAGCACACUUUGAAUACUGGUGCCGACUCGACGCCUCACCUGCGAAACCCAUUUCAGCCUCCAUCAGGGCAUCAUCACGAACAUCACCAACACCACCGACAUCAACAUCACCACAUCCACCACGACGAGAUGGCACCACCCGCCGACCGUCGUCCACGCAAGCUGGUGCUGUGCUUUGACGGCACGGGCAAUAAGUUUCGUGGGGACGACUCAGACAGCAAUAUUCUCAAGAUAUUCCGCAUGCUCGACCGGACGGCCGAUGACCAGUACCAUUAUUAUCAGCCUGGCAUCGGCACAUAUGUCGUGUCCAGCGGCCUGUCAAACACGUCCACCCGUGCCCGCAUCCGGUCGUGGUACAUGAAAGCCAAGGACAGCGCGGUCGGCUCGUCGUUUGACCAACACGUCGUCGGUGGCUACCGCUUUCUGAUGCGGUUCUACAACCCGGGCGACGAAAUCUACUUGUUUGGCUUCUCGCGUGGUGCCUACAUUGCGCGCUUCCUGGCCGAGAUGCUGGACUACGUAGGUCUGCUGACGCACGGCAACGAGGAGAUGGUGCACUUCGCCUGGAAGGCGUUUAGCCAGUGGCAGUGCCGGCGCAGUGGCAGUGGCAAGAACGGCGGUGCAGACAAGAAAAAGGAAAUGUAUACCUUUAUGAAGGGCUUCCGGGAAACAUUUUCGCGCCCCGUCCGCCGCAUCCAGUUUCUGGGUUUGUUCGACACGGUCAACAGCGUGCCGCGCUUCGAGACGGCCUGGAUGGAGCGCAGCAAGUUUCCGUACACGGCGCGCAGCUCGGCCAAGGUCAUCCGGCACGCCGUCAGCAUCGACGAGCGCCGCGCCAAGUUCCGGCAGGAUCUGGUCUACCAAGGCUCUGGCCACUCGGCCAAGAAGCAGCACCGUGACCCGCGCCAGGUGCUGCACGACGUGCACGAGAAGUACCGCGCGCGGCGUGUGAGCUUGCAGGCGGCCGUAUCGUCGGCGAUCCGCAGGGAUGGAGGCGACAGCCGAGUCAGUCAAGAUCACGAUCGUGUCAAUGACCAUGACCACGACGUCGAUGACGACGACGACGUAAAGAAGCGCGGCCGCCAGACCACGCGGCUGUCUGAUGUGGCCGAGUCCGGCGACGGCACCGAUGACCCCGAGAACCCCGCGCCGUAUCGUCCUCACAGCCGGUCUGUGUCGUGCGAGUCACGUGGCAGUGGCCGCGGUGGUGCUGGUGGGUCGAGCGGUGGUGGCGCCGCUGACAUCGACAACGCCGACUUAGUCUCCGAGUACAGCAAUGUGCAGAACAAUGAAGACGACGACGACGACGUGCCGCAGGACCUGUCCGAAGUCUGGUUCUCGGGCGACCAUGGCGACAUUGGCGGCGGCUGGGAGAUGACGCCCGGCACCAAGAGCGCGAGCCACGUGCCGCUGACCUGGAUGGUCCGUGAGGCCAUGCGGGCCGGUCUCAACUUUGAUGCCGAAAAGGUCGUGGCCAUGGGCUGUUCAGACGUGCUCGAGAACCAGUGGGCGCCCAGCUUGAGGGACGACGUGGAGGCGGCCGCACACAACCUCCACACGCUCCUCAGCCCGUCGGCCGCUCUUCAUCAAGCGCACGUGCCCGAGAUUUCCGUGGCACCUGAUGCUGUCGAACCCGUCAUUGUCGUUGCUCCUCCCCCCACUGUGCGCAUCAACAGCCCGGACGAGACCAUGGCCAGCGGCAGUCAGCCCACCACAGCUGGCAGUGAGAGAAAGCUGGUCUUUGCUGCUACUGGUGGUGCCGCACCCAACGACGGGAAACCUGACAAGGUCCGUCUUUCCACCUCCCCCCGCCAGCAGUUCCACGACAUGAUGCACAAGGCUCAUAACGCCCCCAUCCACGAUUCUUUGCAGUACGGCGGGGGACUCAGCAAGGUCACCGUCACGGCCUGGAAUAUCAUGGAGUACAUGCCCUUCCGGCGCAUGGACCUGCAGGCCGACGGCUCCUGGAAACCCAUCAGGUGGCCUUUGCCCUGUGGCGAGGUCCGCGAUAUCCCCAACAACGUCUAUGUGCACGGCAGUGUGGUCCGCCGCAUGAAGCAGGAUCCCAGUUACCGCCCGGGCAAUCUGAUUGUCGGCGGCGGCGGGCGGGGCUGCCGCGUGGCGCCCGCGCACUACGGCAUGGGCGACUGGGAGUGCAUUGCCGAGGCGGGCGACCCGAUUGGGGAGCUCUGGGUGAAGAAGGCAAAAAUUGGCGAGUGA